ACCUCCCGGCGGCUCACCACCGGCGUCGCUAACUUCUUGACCCGCCGUGCCAUGACCACGCAGCAGAGUCACCACCCAGCAGCAGCAUUCCACCAACUCCCGCUCCACUCGCCGGUCUCCUCCACUGGCUCUACCGACUCCACGCCAUGGCACCACAGUGCUCCGACCACGCCGCCCCUGCUCCCGUUCGACACCAACGAUGCCGACGAGAUGCUCCUGCUCCACAUGCUCUCACAGCACCAGCAACACACGCACAAGGCCGUGGCGGCGCCGGUGAAGCGAGAGGCCCCCGACCGACAGAAAGCAGCUCAAGCAGCCAGCGCCGGGCGCGCGUUCCGCGGGGUGCGCAAGCGGCCGUGGGGCAAGUACGCGGCGGAGAUCCGUGACUCGACGCGGAACGGCGUGCGGGUGUGGCUGGGCACCUUCGACAGCCCGGAAGAUGCGGCACUAGCGUACGACCAAGCUGCCUUCGCCAUCCGCGGCGGCGCCGCCGUGCUCAACUUCCCCGAAGACCAGGUCCGGCGCUCCCUCGAGGGCGCCGCUGACGACGUGUGCGGCCGUGCCCAUGGCGUGUCGCCCGUGCUGGCUCUCAAGCGGCGGCACUCCAUGCGGAGCCGGAAGGCCACGGCGGCGGGCAGGAAAGUGAAGGCCGCCACUCGGGGGAUGCAGCCAGAUGGCAUGGUGAUGGAGCUUGAGGACCUUGGUACAGAGUACCUGGAGCAGCUGCUCGGCGCCUCCGAGGACACCACCUCCAUUAAUUCAUGGUGCUGGAGCCACCACUCCAUGACGACUUGAAGAUGAUGGACUGAUCGCUCGCUGCUUUUCUGUU
Messenger RNA from Triticum aestivum (bread wheat), 829 nucleotides. Its product is annotated as ethylene-response factor C3-like. Gene Ontology annotation, molecular function: DNA binding; DNA-binding transcription factor activity. The coding region runs from base 52 to 795 and encodes 247 amino acids. NCBI's taxonomy places the organism in Eukaryota, Viridiplantae, Streptophyta, Magnoliopsida, Poales, Poaceae. Gene Ontology annotation, biological process: ethylene-activated signaling pathway; regulation of DNA-templated transcription. The transcript has a single exon. The record is from RefSeq and is a predicted model, not a curated record.